Molecule: messenger RNA, 696 nt
Organism: Hyaloperonospora brassicae
Lineage: Eukaryota; Oomycota; Peronosporomycetes; Peronosporales; Peronosporaceae
Source: the annotation of a GenBank genome assembly
AUGUCGAAGGAAGGGUUCCUCGUCGUCCACGACGAAGGGCGUCGGAGCCACAUCUACUACGGCGUCCUGGGCGAAGGGAAGCUGCAGUUCUACACCAAACGAGAUCGCGGGGUUAUGGUCCGCGAGGUCGUGCUCUCGCGCUCGCGGCUGAAGGUCCGCGGGGUCCCGGACGCGGACGGCCGCGGCUGUCCCUACAGCUUUUCCGUGCGGCUGCAGCGCUCGCGCAUCCGCGACGGACGCGUGUUCGUCUACGGCGCACCCCUUGUGCUGGUCAUGAGCGCGCCCACGUGGGGCGAGCGCAAAGCGUGGGGCAAUGCCAUCCACGCCUGGCAGCGCAACUACCGGGGCGAGCCCCAGCAUCGGAUGUUAGGCCUCGCGCCCGACGAGCUCGAGGUGUACUUUGAGACGCAGUACAAAGCGCUGCAGAUGAUGCUUCAGACGGCGGCCGUGGGGGACCCGACCAAGUUGGAAGGCGGUGCAGGAGGCGGACGGUCGAAGAAGGAGCGGGCGACUGCGGCAUCGGCGGCUGCGGCAGUUGCGGGUGCAGUGCCCCGCGCGCUGUUUGGACGCGCGCAGGCGGUCAAGAAAAUGGGUAACAAAGUGAGCCGAAAGAUGCGGGAAAAGGCCGUGACGUUUUCGUUGCCUCCUUUGGGACUCAGUGUCUCGACGUCGGUGCAAAACCCACCGACGGUGUAG